AUGGCCAACUUCCGCGCAAGCAAUAUCUUGGGCGACCCCUUCGCGCUCGCCACUCUCUCCAUCUCCAUCCUGGCCUGGCUCAUUGCUUUCAUCUCGUCCAUCAUUGCCGACAUCCAGACUGAUUACCCUAACUUCUCAUGGUGGGCUACUUGUUAUAUGUUCUGCGUUAUCGUCGGCCUGAUCGUGACUUUCGGUACCGACACGUGCAAUGUCUACGGUGUCGCAAUCGUCGGAUACCUGGGCUGUGGUCUCGUCUUGACUUCGCUGAGUGCGAACAACCUGGUCUACGGUAACCAAGGUGCAAUGCAAGCUGCUGGUGCUGGUUUCAUCCUCCUUUCGAUGGUCAUUAUCAUCUGGAUCUUUUACUUCGGUUCGGCCCCCCAGGCUUCGCACCGCGGUUUCAUCGAUUCCUUCGCCCUGAACAAGGAACAGCCCGGCUCCUUCCGCGGCAGCCGCCCCAUGUCCAGCGCUUUCGGUGCCCGCCCCGAAACCAUGGCCACAAACAACACCCCCCAGAUGUACACCUCUGCCCAAUUGAACGGCUUCGAGACUUCGUCGCCCGUCUCGGGAUACGCAGGGGGGCCCCCGGGCGCCGAACGCAAUUCGUCCCAGCCUCGCUUCGGAGCCCCGACCCCAACCCCGGCCCCGGCCCCAACUAACAACGGCCAGGAGGGCACCGAGGUGCCUCAACCCACCGAUUACCCCUACCGGGCGAAGGCUAUUUACUCAUACGACGCGAACCCAGAAGACGCCAACGAGAUCAGCUUUGCCAAGCACGAGAUUCUCGAAGUAUCCGACGUCAGCGGCCGAUGGUGGCAGGCUAGGAAAUCCACCGGAGAGACCGGCAUCGCACCUUCAAACUACCUGAUCCUCUUGUGA
This is a messenger RNA of Penicillium cinerascens, 879 nucleotides long. It is a transcript of the gene sho1, whose product is annotated as osmosensor SHO1. Gene Ontology annotation, molecular function: protein binding. The transcript has 2 exons. NCBI's taxonomy places the organism in Eukaryota, Fungi, Ascomycota, Eurotiomycetes, Eurotiales, Aspergillaceae. The coding region runs from base 1 to 879 and encodes 292 amino acids. The record is from RefSeq and is a predicted model, not a curated record.